AGUCUGCAAAGAAUGGAAAUCGAUGAUUGAUUCCAACGUCUUCCGAGAUCUCUAUGAGUCUCUCAACUCGUCCUCAUCCUCCGUUUCGUGGUCGAUCAUGAGCACAAGGAACAAAACACUGUCGCUAGAAAUCGUGGGACACCAUGGAUGCGAAAGAUGGGGACUUACCGAGUCCUUAGGCUCUUUCAUCACGCGCCACAAUCCCAGUGAGACCACCACAGUGAGAAAAACUUGUAUCUUGAGCUGCACGGAUGGGUUGGUAUUGCUUUACACCGAAACCAUCGAAGGCGCACCCAUGUAUCAUGUCGGAAACCCCUUGUUGCGACAAUGGGUUCAGAUCCCUCUUCCUCCACAUCUCUCUGGUUAUGAUGUCGUGAGGUUACAAGAGAAUCAAUGUUUUAACGACAAUGGACUUGUCACAAAGAUGGAAAAGGGUAUUGCCGUGGGUUACAAGGUUGUCUGGACUUUGGUUUCAGGUUUGGUAUCUAAUGAACUCACUUUUAUGAUAUAUUCAUCUGAAACAGGAUUGUGGAUAACCAAAGAGGUUCGUUGUCUCCGUAGCUUGAUCUGGACUAGACUAGCGCAUUCCGUUCCUUUAAACGGGUUUCUUCACUGGCUUGCUACGAUUGAUAACUCCUCCAUGGACGCGAACUAUGUUGUAGCUUAUGAUUUCUAUAAUGGAGGUGAUGAGUGUCCUAUCAUACCUUUUCCUGAUAUCCAACAAUUUCAAGCGACUCGGCUUUUCAAGAGAACAAUGACAACGUCUGCUGGAUUCGUGGUGUAUUGCAACGUUUACAGUGAUAAUAAUGAAGGAGAACGUGCAAUCAGGGUUUGGAGGCUGGUCUCUACAAAUGAGCAUCCUAAUUCAUGGCAACUCUUGUGGAAAGUCAAUACCAAGGGUGGUGGUGUUGAUUAUUUACCUGUGGUGAUGCAUCCUUUGAACUCUGAUAUCAUUUACUGUUGGAGUUGUAACAAGAACGCUCUGGUUUUGUUUAACUUGAGGGCACGCAAGUUUAGUUUUCACAAGGAGGAAAAGAAGAAGAACAAGUCUAUGGAUGGUUGCAUCAUGACAUUUACCGGAUGCAAGGAGUAUAUGGAUUUGAUCUAUCCAAAGUUUGUCAAUGAUAUGUACAGUGCUGCUCACAAUCUCUUCUUUUCGCAGUACGUGCUCCCACGCUGGCUAAACCCGCUCCCGAAGCUUUCUCCUUGAUUAUUAUUCGUUUUUUUUUAGUCAUUUGCUUGUUUUCUUUCUUUAUGAUACAAGUAUGUAUUGAGAGAAACCCAACUCCCGCUUCCACAAUAGCGUGAUCAACUGUUUGCUCAUUUGAACACUGCGUAAAUGAGCCUUUUGAUAGCAUUAUGAGCUUGUUUAUACUUGAGAAAAAAAAAGGCACAUAAUAACGAGGGAUGGCGAUGAAGGAACAUGGUGUGGGAGAUGAGGGUAGCAUCAAACAAAUUAGAACUGAAGUC
Messenger RNA from Arabidopsis arenosa, 1470 nucleotides. Lineage: Eukaryota; Viridiplantae; Streptophyta; Magnoliopsida; Brassicales; Brassicaceae. The record is from the annotation of a GenBank genome assembly.